AUACCGACGCCUCUGUCAAAUACUCGGCGUUGGAAGGCGCCCCUCAUUCCCCACGUGAUGUGUUUCAAACUGUCGCUUCGGCAUAUUUGUCCCUCGCUAUGUGAAGGGGGUGUUUAUUUACAUUUACGUCUGCAACGACGCGACACCUCCUUUCACUAUAUAUUUAAUGGGUCCGCCAAUUUUUCAUAACUUCAACCAAAACCUCUUCUGCUAGCACCUUUGCGUAUCUAAUCGCGUCCACUCAUUUCUAGCCAGCCGAUUUCGUUCGUUUGUUCAUCAACUCCCAUCCAAUGCGUUUCACCUCAAUUGCUGCCAUUUUGGCCAUUUCCAGCGCUGUCUCCGCUGUUCCUUUCAAGAGAUACGACAACUCUACCCAGCCUUCAGCUGCUGGUGCCAAGGCGGCCGUGCCAUCCUCUUCCUACGCGUCCGUUGACCCUGACACCACCGUCAUUGUCGAUGAGUACGAGACUGUCACCUUGCCAGGCACCACUGCCACGUUUGCAGCCUCUGCCACCAGUGCCAUCGCGUCAGCCAAGUCGGUUGCCUCCCAGGCCUCCCAGUCCUCGGUUGCUGCCCAAGCCUCCCAGGAUGGCCUGAGUGCAACCACCACCUCCACCAUCACUUCGGUCAUCACUGUCACCAGUGAUGCUACCGUGUUCGUGACCACCUCCACCAGUGCCUCCACUGGUUUGGCCAAGGAGACCAAGGAUGCCACUGAAGCCAAGGCUGCUGCUGUCACCGAUGCUCCAAGCUCCAAUGGCCAAUGUGUGCCUGCUACUGUCACUGUCACCGUGACUGCCAACCCUUCCAAGGCUGCUGCUGCUGCCAGCGGUGCUGACGACGAGGAUGUUACCCAAACCCUCACCGUGACCUCCACCCAGACCACCUCAUACCCGGUGACUGCCGAGUUCACCCACUCUGACAGCACCACCACCAUCACCUCCUACGUGCAAGUGACCUCCACCGGCACUUACACCACCACCACCGCGGUUCCAAAGAACUCAGUGAAGGCUGAAGCCGCCACUGGUUCGUCCACUGUUGCCGCCGAGUCGACUGCCGCAAAGGCGGUCGCUCCUGCCCCCACCUCUGGUGCCAACUCCACCGCCCCUGCCCCAAGCAAUGGUACUGUGUACUCAGCUGCUUCGGCCCCUUCGUGGAUCCACACCGACGAUGCGCCUAACGCCAAGAGAGCCUCUGGCUUCUUCAAGUUUCUUCUUUAGGUAGACUGUUCUACAAUUUUAGUUAGGGUAUAUUUAUGGUUAUUUGUGACGAUUGUAGUGCGAGAUUAAUGACUUGCAGUUAUCAAAUAUGAUUGAAUGUGGAGGAAGACUCAAAAAUAUUGAAUGCAUUAUUGGCGUGAUUGAAAUGAAGGACCACUAAUCAUUCGGGUUUGACCAAGGGCUCCAAGCCACAGUGGCUGCAGGUUAGUUUUCAGGAACAAAUGCAAACUGGUCAAUUACGAAAAUGCACCGUACAAAUCUUAGUUUCAGCGUCGCAAUAGAGAGGUCCUCCAUUCAUUUAGUUCUAAUCAUAGAAAUGGAUAGGUGCUAUAAAUUUUACUCAAUAAUCUUCCACCAAUUUAAUGAGUAUAAUAAAUAUUUCUCAUGGUAGAAAGGAUCACCUGUGCUAGUGAACUAGCCAUUGAUGGAAGAUACUGGUCCAUUUAGCCCGAGUAAUGCAGCAGAGUACUGAGAGAUCCAGUAGUGAGACUCUAGUAAGG
Messenger RNA from Suhomyces tanzawaensis NRRL Y-17324, 1720 nucleotides. It is a transcript of the gene PGA54, whose product is annotated as Pga54p. The record is from RefSeq and is a predicted model, not a curated record. The transcript has a single exon. Bases 291 to 1220 code for a protein of 309 amino acids. NCBI's taxonomy places the organism in Eukaryota, Fungi, Ascomycota, Pichiomycetes, Serinales, Debaryomycetaceae.